AUGCUCAUCACCUCAAGCCAAUUCUCGAUCAGACUACUGCACAGUCUGCUCACAUUGAAGAAGACUCCAUGGGAAAUCCAGGAGACUGGUUGGCAGUUUGCAACAAGAGGACUGCCCAGCGUCUCUUGCAAUACCAUCAAGAAGAAGACUUGCACUUGGUGUGCCGAGUCGACAUACCAUCAGACACCACAAGAUAUUGAUGUCAACUCUAUCGAGCUGUAUGGCCAAGCAAGCUCAAAAGGCACAUUCCCGCACACGCUCAACUCUUUGAUCAAGGACCGUGCCAUCCAAAAACACAAGGAAGAAUUCUCUACCUGCACUCAUUGCAGUUCGGAAUUUCCUCUCAGUCAGAAGACGGUCAUGCUCGACCUUUCAGCUCACAUCCUUUGCGUGGGCUUGAAUACCGGCGAGAAAGACAACCUGCGCGACCUCAAGGAACCAAACACUAUCCUAGGUGGGGUCGAGCUCAAGUCCGAGCAUAUCUCGGGUGAAGAGCGCUCGGUCAAGUACAAGAUCGUCGCUUUGGUCUACUCGAGUGGUCCUAGUCAUUAA
Messenger RNA from Aureobasidium musti, 552 nucleotides. The record is from the annotation of a GenBank genome assembly. Lineage: Eukaryota; Fungi; Ascomycota; Dothideomycetes; Dothideales; Saccotheciaceae.